AUGAGCGCCCGCACCUCGAACCAAUUGCACCCGGAUGAAUCACAGUCGAAACAAACGCAGCCGGAUUCAUUACCGCCGAAUACAUCACCGACGAAGGCGAGGACCGUCGCAGCGAACCAAGCCCCACCAGCAAAUAUUCCAGCAACAGUGUAUCCCGAGGUAGACUUUGAGCACCAGAAAUGGCCCGAGGAGCAGAGGCCGGGCCGGGAAGAGCGCCCAAACAACUGCAUCACCCGGCAGCUGUGCCGCGACAUCCUGCGGAACUACUACGAGCAUCUGGAGAACGACCCCUCGCCAGCAUACCUCGAAUGGGUGGGACCCGGGGUCAAGGUCGUCCUGGUCUCGCAGGACGAGACGGUGGUCCUCGUCGCGCAGUCCGACGGGCCGGUCCGCCAGCUCGACUGGAGCCCCGGCGGCCGCCUGCGCACGUUCCUCACGCUCAUGGCAGACGACAGCCUAAUCAACGAUGUGGAGGAAGAGACGGAGUGCUGGGGGUUCAAGCCCGACGAAGACGAUGACGGCAUCGUCCGCUUCAUGUUCUGCAUGGGUGGGCUCUCCCACGGGUUUUCCCUUCCCCUUCUUCGCUCCUUCUGUUUCCUUUCUGCUAAUGUGUUUCGGGUGCUGGUCUAG
Molecule: messenger RNA, 630 nt
Organism: Thyridium curvatum
Lineage: Eukaryota; Fungi; Ascomycota; Sordariomycetes; Thyridiales; Thyridiaceae
Exons: 1
Coding region: 1-630 (209 amino acids)
Source: RefSeq, a predicted model, not a curated record